This is a messenger RNA of Penaeus indicus, 3693 nucleotides long. RefSeq names its product GATA-binding factor 2-like. The transcript is spliced from 7 exons. The record is from RefSeq and is a predicted model, not a curated record. The coding region runs from base 1135 to 2784 and encodes 549 amino acids. Gene Ontology annotation, molecular function: zinc ion binding; DNA-binding transcription factor activity, RNA polymerase II-specific; RNA polymerase II cis-regulatory region sequence-specific DNA binding. Gene Ontology annotation, biological process: positive regulation of transcription by RNA polymerase II; cell fate commitment; negative regulation of transcription by RNA polymerase II. NCBI's taxonomy places the organism in Eukaryota, Metazoa, Arthropoda, Malacostraca, Decapoda, Penaeidae.
UCAUUAUUACCAAAGAAAACAAACACCCCGCCAGCCAGUAUGGUCUCCUAUGGACAAGGUGAAGGAGCGACUAAUGUGUGAGGGAGCUACGAGGCGUUGUGUGUGGUGCGUUGCGGCUCGCUAGCUCAGGCCCACCUGAACGCGUUUUUGUCUUUAGGGGCUCGGGUCAAAGUGCGUUCGGAUUUCGCCGUUGUAACCCUGCGUUCUUCGUCAAAGUGCGCCAGCGAGUUUACGGCGGAGUGGGGGCAGGUGCUUCCGAGGAACCUUACGUGAAGUGCCACCGCUGCCCCCUUCCCCCUUCCCUUCCCCCCUCCUCUCCCACCCCCAACAAUGCCGGGGUCAUCCCUCCGCACACUCACAUAGCGUCUCGGGCCAGUGGACAUAAGAGCGACAGUCCCGUGGUAGCAACUUGCGCACGAGCACUUACGAACACCCAGGCCAAAAUAUUCGUAAAAGCUUCAAGGGCCCUCAGUAAAUCAGUUCGGGUCAAGCGGUGUCGGACAGUGCCUAGUGACCAGUGUCACCUUGAUUAGUGCCAUCUUAACGCCUUUGAUUGUUGAAAAAAAAUAUCUGGUGCCGUUCAAUGAGUCCACUUUAAUCGAGGACCAAAUGAUAUAAUGAUAGCGAGUGAGAUAACACAUAACGGUUACACGCCCAAGGGGGGACGCCCACGACCUCUUCUGCUACGCUAGCUGCCACGCCUUCACGCCCACUCCGGCGAUGAAAAACUUGUUUGUGAUUCUUUAAGGAAACAAUACACAUACAAAAAAAUAUAACAAACGAAGAGAGAGAGAAAACAUAAAUUGGAAUGUGAUUUUGUUAUUAUAUUUGUGUGAAUAUUGGAAAAAUCUCUGAAUUGAUAUUCUUCUUUGAAAAAUUAAGAGGUAAAUAUACAUAUAUAUAUAAAGAGAGAGAUAGAAACAUCCCUUACUUAUCAACAAACACCUAUCAUAACCAGUUCAGCUUUCAUGUGCGUGCAACAGUAUAAUGACCGGAACUCCUGUAGAAAAAACAGAGCCGAGGGACCGUUGACCAGACACAGGCUCUGAGCGUUUGGCUCCUCCGCCGCCUCACGCUGCUAGUGCUUACGAGAACCUCAUGUCACGCUGCUAGUACGUGCAGGAGAGGCCAAGUAUGGAGGAGGAGGCGGCAGGGUGGUACGGCGAGGGGGACCACCGAGCCCCUUCGGGACUCACCGAGAGCUCAGGGCCCCGUCAGGAGGAGGAACAUGCCCAUGAUACUCACCUGGACGCCCAUGCCCACGCCCAUGCCUCCUUGGAAGCAUCUAGUCACACCGGCCCCACACCGAUGGACGCCGAGUCGCAGAUCCCGCUGACGUCGAGCGUCGCCAGCCAGCACUCAGGGGGGGCCCAACAGGGGGCUUUGCUCCCGCCGGAGGAAGUGGACGGUUUCUUCACGUCCCUCGACUCACUGGGGCGAGACAGGUCGCGGUACUACGCCCACACCCACAACCCCAGCCACGCCCAUUCGCUACAACAGUACUCUUCACACAGUACACAUGGCCGGAUGGGAGGCAGUCCGGUGCGGCCGCACUACCCGACGCCCCUGCACGCGGCCUGGUUCCCCGAGCACUCCAGGGGCAUGGCCGUCUCCCACAGCCCCUCGGCCUCGUGGGUGCCCCCUCUUAGCUCACGGCCGCCGCCCUCCACGUCGCUCCACCACAGCCAUCUCUUCACAUUCCCGCCCACGCCGCCCAAAGAUGCCACUCCCGACACCAUAGGUAUGGGCGCCGCCGCUCACGACUACAGCGUGGCCACCUCCACAGGGAGCCACCACAGCCACCAGCCCGCCCUCGACGCGGCCAUGGCGGAGCUCAAGUCUCCGCCGCCGCUCCUGCCCGUCCACGCUUCGUCCAUGGGCGUGAUGGGCGCCUCCAAGCGCGAAGGUAGCGACGAGUACCCCUUAUCCUCAGACCCCCUACACAUAUCCGGCCAACAUCCCUCCCUUAUCCAGAACCCGCAACCCCCCGAGGUGCUCCAUCCGGAGUCCUACUCCGUUGGGGCGUACGACACUUACCUCCCCGCCCACGAGGAUGCUUACUACCCCACCCCCCCGGACCCCACCCCUCCUGGACGAGCACCCUCCAACUCUGUCUCCAAGAACAAAGCCAAAGCUAAGGCCAGUGCCGAGGGGCGCGAGUGCGUGAACUGCGGCGCCACGUCCACUCCGCUGUGGCGGCGCGACGGCAACGGCCACUACCUGUGCAACGCCUGCGGCCUCUACUACAAGAUGAACGGCCAGAACCGGCCGCUCAUCAAGCCCAAGCAGCGCAUGUCUGCACAGCGGCGGGCAGGGACCAACUGCGCCAACUGCAAGACGACCACAACGACGCUCUGGCGACGUAACCAGAAUGGAGAACCAGUAUGUAACGCCUGCGGACUCUACUACAAACUGCAUAAUGUGAAUCGACCGCUCACCAUGAAGAAGGAGGGCAUCCAGACGCGGAACCGCAAGCUCAGUUCCAAGUCGAAGAAGAAGAAGGGCAUGCUGGGCUUCCCCGACAUGCUGAAGCCUCUGGACAAGGGCGGCUUCGGCGGCUUCGGCACCGGCGGCUCCGGCUUCGGCUCCAUGUCCCACUACAUGUACGGCGGCCAGAUGCACGGCUCCUCCAUGGCGGGCGGCUUCAUGUCGGCGCCGCCCAUGCACGGGAUGUCCGCCAUGUCGGGCGUGGGGCUCGGCCUCUCCUCCACCUCCCAGAUCCAGAUCCCUUCUAGCUUAAGCCUUCAGCCUCCUGUGAAUGGAUGGCGCUCGGACUACGCAUGACCUGACUUGCUCCCAGUGACCUGAUUAUGUCUCGAAAAUGAUGUCACAAAUAUCGAAAUGGCACCACUAAUGUCUGAGUGCCUUUGUAACUCAUGGCAUUAACACGGCAGUUUCUCCUACGGCUGAAUCAUGAUUUCGGUUCAGAUGAACGGAAAUUUAUACAUUUGGGAGUUGCGUUUUUCUGUGGCAAUGUUCAUGUUUAAUCGUGAUUUUGAGUCUCUAUAUUUUUGGAGAUGAUUUACAGUCAUAAUAUGAUACAAUUUAGAUGACAUAGACGCAACCCAUGUUUGUAAUAUGUAAGACUUGUAAUCCAAUGCUCUUAAUGACACAAAGAACACUUUAAAAUGAAUUAGUAAACUUAGAAAAGUUCCGAUAUUCACAAGAAAUGAGCUCAUGUUACCUGGUAACAAAGAAUUAUAGACAACCAGGAAGCGUUAUCAUAAAGCACUCUAAUUAUUUUGUGAAGAAUAACAAUCUCAUCAAGAGAUAUUGUAACACUGUUAUUGUUAUCACUAUUAUGCAAUACCGGCAUUUUAGCAUUUGGUUUAUUAUACAUUAAAAUUCAGUGUGCCUGUACCCCGCGUAACACAGUAUGUUUCUGGCACAGUAUCCACCCAGGGUGAAAGAGGACCAGUCUUUUGCAUUUACUUAAUUUUUUAUUAUUAUUUUUUUAAUCAAUGAUCUUAUCAACCUAAUAUUACCCACACAAUUGGGGAGUAUAAGUAUGGUAGAAUUCAUUCUUAUAAAACACGCAGACACACACACACACACAUAUAUAUAUAUGUAUACAUAUAUGUGUGGAUAUAUAUAAUGCAUACAUAUAUUAUACAUUAUGUAUAUUAUAAUAUAUAUUAUAUACCAUGCACACACACACACGUGUGUGUAUUAGCAUAUACUUAUAUGCAUGUU